Anneissia japonica is the source of this 4785-nucleotide messenger RNA. RefSeq names its product tubby-related protein 4-like. NCBI's taxonomy places the organism in Eukaryota, Metazoa, Echinodermata, Crinoidea, Comatulida, Comatulidae. Gene Ontology annotation, biological process: intracellular signal transduction. The record is from RefSeq and is a predicted model, not a curated record. The transcript has 13 exons. The coding region runs from base 260 to 3229 and encodes 989 amino acids. Gene Ontology annotation, molecular function: protein binding.
UAUUUGCUGUACACUACUGAAAUUAUCAAUUAAUUGUACGUAUCCCAUGUCUUUGUUUUGUAAUCGAAGGACGCUUGCUGAAGACUGGGCGUAGGCAGGCUUAUGGCCACAUUCAUUAAUAAUGUUUGGUUUCAUGAUGGUUAAAAUCGUAUGAAUCUCAGUACAUAGUAGGAGAGAUAAAGACGGACGAAGAACAAAAUGGAUCAAUAAAUCCAUAAUUUCAUAAAAAAAAUCUGUAUUCCAAUGAGGUUUGUACAGCAUGUAUGCAGUAUUGGAACAAAACCCAGCAUCCAGAAGUGAUUGCUGCAUUCGAUCCCUAUGCUGGAAGGGUUCCGUUCCUACCAGUGAAAAAGACAAGACGCACGUACGGAAACGAUGUGUAUCGGAAGGAUGGCUGGCUAGCGGCAAUGUCAAAGGGAUAAUCGGGGCCACAUUCACAACUAGUCAUUGCAAGAAAUCAUACAACUCUCCAUCUAGGACGAAUUUUAAUCUUAGAGGGCACAAUAGUGAGGUGGUACUAGUGCGUUGGAAUGAACCAUUUCAAAAAUUGGCAACUUGCGACAGCGAAGGCAUCAUCUUUGUAUGGAUUAAAUAUGAAGGAAGAUGGUCAAUAGAACUAGUCAAUGACCGUGCAUGUCAGGUCAGUGACUUUGCAUGGACUCAUGAUGGACGAACCGCCUUGAUUUGCUAUAAAGAUGGAUUUGUAUUGGUAGGCUCGGUUGCAGGUCAGCGCUACUGGUCAUCGAUGCUGCAGCUGGACGGCCGACUUACCUGCGGAACAUGGUCACCAGAUGACAAACAGGUUAUUCUUGGUACAAACAGUGGUCAAGUUAUGAUUAUGGACAUUCAUGGCGCUGUUGUUCUUCAGUCAAUGCUUUGCGAGAACCGUGAAAUUAGGACAAUUAUGUGGUCGGUUGAAAAGUUCCGCAUGAUAAACGUCAUUGAAGACACGGAAGAUAAACCAGAACGAAGAAGGAAAAAAAAUAAUGUUGCCAAGCGCAGAAGCAGUAGGAAGCAUCUAUCAGUCAUGGCUGUUGAUAUUGGGAAUGGAGAAAUUCAAUUGAUGAAAUCUCAUGAAGAUAUCACGCCUAUUUUGAUAAAAACUGGAAUGAAAGAUAAUGUAAUGGAAUGGAGCAACUGUGGGUCAUUCCUCGCCGUAGGAGGAGUAAUGGAAUCUAAUGGGAAUAGCGUGGUUCAGUUCUAUAAUGUUCAUGGUCAUAUACGAUUCUCACUGGAUGUCAGCUCACAGAAUCCUCUCUCGGCCUUAACUUGGGGUCAUGAUGAUAAACGCAUUUUCGUGGCAUGCGGUGCUCUUCUCCAUGUUGCGUGGGUAGAGAAACAGAUAGCGCCAUUACAGAUUUUAUGUAGAGAAGCGGUUGUAUCAAUUAUGAAGGAGGAGAAGGCAGUCAACAGCCUGACAUUACCUGGAAGGCUUAAACAUUUCGUUUCUGAGAGAUAUUUCAGUACAGUAAAGGGAUGUAUUCCAGAUCCGUGUAAACUUCGUGAAUUCAUAAGUCGACCACCCCCCAGUAAUGAACGUCUGCAUUGUACAAUGGUUAAAACCGGAGAGGAGACGAGCAACUCAAAUCCCUGUUACACACUCUUCUUGGAAUACCUUGGCGGCUUGGUGCCUCUUCUAAAAGGGAGAAGAAUCAGCAAACUUUGUACCGAAUUUGUUAUUUAUGAUCCGAAAGUUAACAAUGAGAUGAAGAUUUCCAAUGAGGAGCAAGGCUAUGUGAAUGACAAGGUAGUAAGCAGUUCUUGCUUUCAAACGACUGAUGAGCAAAAACAUCUUCAGACCAAUGGAAGUCUAGAUGAUAAUUAUGACAAUCUCUUUAUAGACAAUCUUCCUCAGCAUGAAAAAUUAGUUGAAGUGACAUCUAACAUAUGGGGCACCAAGUUCAAGAUCCAUGGGGUAGCUUCCUUUCUGCCUGCCAACAUGGGCCAAGUUAACUACAAGACUAGUCUACUGCAUCUGCAGCCUAGGCAGAUGAGUAUUGCAUUGGUGCAGUUAACCGAUCAACUUCAAUAUAGUUCAGACACGUCAUUGAAUUUAAACUCAUUUAGCGAUGAUGAGGAUUCAGAUGAUGCUAAUGAUAAAAUUGACCCUAAAACCUGGCAACCACCUCUGAAAGAAGUGACAGUUGCCCCAGCCAACAAUUUUAAUAAGAGUAGGAUUACGAAACAAGUUGAAUCAACGGGUAAAGAGGAGAAACACCAAUCUCCUCUUCAGGCGUAUCAUGAUUAUGAAGUAGAUGGUAAUGGUCAUUGUGUAAAUCAAGGAUUAAUGCCAAAGAAUGUUGAUAAAUCAUUGUAUAUUAAACAAGGUGCAAUACCAAAAGGGUUAGGAUCUAGCCACGUCAAUUCAAAUCAUGUUUUAAAUACAGCAGCUUUUCUAAGUGACGGCGAUGAACUGAUCGAAAAUGGCGCACAUGCGGAAUUUUCGAAUCUAGGCUUGGAGGACAGCGAUUGUGAGGAGAGGUGGGCGCAAGCAAAAACAAAAAAUAAUGUUAAGGGAUUAGAUCCUCAAAUGUGUACUACUAAUGGACCUCGGAAUUCAUCUCAUAAACAUAAAAAAAUUUGUCAAAAUCAGGCGUCAGAAUCAAGUAAUCUUGCACCGGAAGAACUCAAUUUUCCAGCUUCAGAUUCCGGUGCCUACGAUCAGGUUGAGAUUGAUGUCACAGAAACGGAACGGCUGAUUUCCAAUGGGCAUACCGGAUCGGCUGUAGCAAAGCAAAAGUAUCCCAUUCCAUUUAGAAAUCCAAAGGCUGGCGACGUUAUUGCAAAUAAUGUUAGGGUACGGGCACCGUUACAGGCAACGCAUGUUGACGAUUCUCAUAAACCAGUUGAAAUGAACGUAAAAAUGCAACAGCCAAUGCCGAAAAACGUUGGCGAAAUGAACGGUGUACAGAUUGUCGAUGGCAAUGCUGCUAAGGUUAGUAAAAAGGCGAAAUUGAUGCAGGAGUAUUCGUUAAGCAAAGCCGAAGUACACUUCAUGCACAACAAAGCGCCCCUCUGGAAUGAGAAUACUCAGGUUUAUCAGCUCGAUUUCGGUGGCAGGGUAACGCAAGAAUCCGCAAAGAACUUCCAAGUUGAGCACAACGGGAAACAGGUGCUGCAAUUUGGCCGUAUUGAUGGACAUGCCUACACGUUGGAUUUCCAGUAUCCCUUCUCCUCAAUACAAGCAUUUGCUGUUGCCUUGGCAAAUAUAACUCAAAGGCUGAAGUAACAGCAGAUCUGAUAAAAUUUAAAGUGCAUAUACUGGACAUGAUGUAGCUCUUUCCCUGACAUUUGUACAAUAUUUCUAUUUCCAUAGUACUCCGAUAUAUGAUAUAUAUUUUUAUAUGUUUAAUAGAAUGUCAUGUUUAAUGAAUUUAGUGAAAAUAGUAAGAAUUAUGUGGUAAAAUUGUGACCACUGGGGUACAUUGUUUCUAUCAGAAUAAAGCAUUAUUCGGGGGAUAGGCUGGCUUCAUCCUGGGGAAGGUGGGUAGGGGGUGGGGGUGGAGGAAAUUGAGAAUGCAGAACAGGGAGUGGUGUGAAAAUUGAGAAUGUGGAAAUAAAUCCCUAUUCCAAUAAAAACUUAUGGUUAUUUUUAGUAUUUGAACUCAGUGGAACUAACUUGCUGCCAUGGGAAAGUGGGGUUCUACCCCUUUCCCCCUCCCCCAGCCUAUGCCUGAGUUGUAAUUUGGGUAAAAUUUCAUCAGAUUAUUUAAUGUCCUAUUUGCAUGUUGAUGUUAUGAUGUCAUAUAUUACUGCACACAGGUUUUAAAGUACUGUACAGCAAUUUAUUAUUUUUUUAAACCAGUAUUGUAUUCAUGAUAAAAGUGUCUAUAUGUGAUGCUUUAUAAUUUAUACCAUUGUGAGACUGCACUAUGUAAGUCACAUAAUGAGAAUAAUACCCGAUUUAAGCCACAUUUACACUGGACAUAAUUACUACACGACAACAUAUCAUCGUGUAGUUUGUAUUCUUCAACACUGCCCACAUAUGUAUUGCGUCGUCGUGUCGUAAUCGUGUCUUGUUAAUGUGGCUUCACAUGAGAAAUGUUAAGCCAUGUCCAGACUAACAAAUUUUAUUUGACAAAAACAUAUGACCGUAUAUAGGCACAUCAUGACCAUAAAUAGGCACAUCAUGACUAUAUAUGAGCAUAGAAAAUUGUCAUGGAAAUUUGACAACCUAGACAGCUUUAAUCUCAGUCCACAGUAUCACAUUUUAUGCGACAAAUUUUUGAUGUGCCCUUAUAUGGGCAUGAUGAUGUCAUAUUACAUUCAAAUAUGGGCAUAUCACAUUUAUUUGUCCCAAUAGAUUUGAUAGUGUGGACAGAGUUUAUGCGGAUUACAUUUUAACAAAAAUUAACAACGCAAUCCUGGCGUCACCCCUGCUGGUAAACUGUUGGUGUGAAAAUCAAGAUACUUUCACAUUCGAAGUUGGAUGGAUGGGUGGAUGGAUUAUUUUCGGUGUAAACACCAAGGAUAAUCCACGAAAGUCUGAAGAAGUUUUAUUUCCAGUGAGAGAUUACGAUGGGAAUUAAACCGGGGACCAAGAGAUCUCCACAGUUCAGUGCACACUCAUUGGCUGCCACCAGUUAAGCCGACUGAGCUAAGCUGCUCUCUUUCUUGCUUGGCAGUGAUUUAGGUAGAAAUAUCUCCAGCAACAUUUAGCAUGCGUUCCAUGUAAUAAUUUUUCUAGUGUGAAUUUGGUAUAAUUUAUAGAGCAUCACGCAAGACGUAUGUCACUCACUGUUGAAUGAGAGAGUCAAUAAAGUCACCAAUAUUCAAUAUACUGUA